AUGUUUCGAACUCAACCUUAUCUGAGUACCGAUUCGUUUGGCUCACUAUUGGUCUCAGUGACCAAUACUACUUCAUGCGUUGUUGUCAAAGCAUCAUUAGACGAUGGAACGGAAAUAAUUGUGGAAGCUAGAAUCGAUGUGGAAGAAAAUGUGGUCGAAGUACCUUUUUCGCUUGCAAAGAUCGUACCAAAGUUGAAGGCGUACGAUGUUAAGAUUUCAUUCUAUGACACAUUAGUUCAUGUUACAAGUUCAAAACUUUAUCAUCUUCCCGCAGGUCCAAGGGCUGUCAAGAUCGAUCGGCUAUACGGUGGAAUCUUCACAUCAACAAAUGAAACUAUUUUUCCUAUCGGUCCAUAUGUUGAUGUUGGUGGAUGGCUGGCUAAAGGGGAUAUACGGGCCAACCUUCAGACCCUCAAAGAUCUGAAUUACAAUAUAAUUAACCCCGACCCUCCAUACCCGAACAUUUCAUUCAUCCAUCAAAUGUUUCAAGCAGCUGACAUGAUAGGCGGGAUCUAUAUACAAUAUUCGUUUCGACACGAUUAUACCGAUACUCAAAAGGCAGAUGAGCCCGACGGCGAACAAUGGACAAAUGUUUCUGACGUUUUUGAAGCCCACGAAGCCAUAAAAAGUGUUGAUCCGUAUCACCCGACUUCUCUGGUGUUAAACUGCCAACAUAGUGCUGCUUUUUACGCGGAUAGUGUCGAUAUAUUGAGUACCGAUCAAAUUACCGUUUUAAGCAAAAAGAUCAAAGAACUUUCGAAUUAUAUGCUUACGACUCCAAAAUUGCCGCCUUCUCAUAUAAUCAUUUCUUCUAAUUUGGACAUACAUGCUGGUGGAUGGAUUUCAGAAAAUAAGAAUACUCUUUUGUUGAUUGUGGUCAAUAGUAAUAAGGGACCCAUUACAAAUUUUAGUAUAACCAUUAAGGACUUGCUCCCUUUUGGUCUGCUACAUGGGGUUGGUGAAAUAGACAGCGAGAAGGAGAGUCACGUUUUCAUUGAGAAUGGAAUAUUUGAAAGCAACUUGAAAGAACGCGAACUAGAGACUAGAUCUACAGAAUAA
Acaulospora colombiana is the source of this 1059-nucleotide messenger RNA. The record is from the annotation of a GenBank genome assembly. NCBI's taxonomy places the organism in Eukaryota, Fungi, Glomeromycota, Glomeromycetes, Diversisporales, Acaulosporaceae.